This is a messenger RNA of Megalopta genalis, 1730 nucleotides long. The record is from RefSeq and is a predicted model, not a curated record. Lineage: Eukaryota; Metazoa; Arthropoda; Insecta; Hymenoptera; Halictidae.
ACCUAAGUUUAUUGUUAGAGGGGCCGCUGGCCGCGGACGUGCCGCCAGGAUUUAGUGCGUCUUGCACGCCCAUGCCGGUACCACGCGCGCCGCGACGCGACGCCUCCAUUGAUCGAACGCCGAUCGAUCGAUCGAUCUAUCGCGCGCCGCCAGUGAACGAUCUUUUCCGAGGCCGCCGACUCGGAUCGCCGGUGGAUCGAAUCGGAGUGAUGAGUUCCGUUUAUUCGAAUCGAGUGACCCAAAGUGCGAAUCCGAUGGCGCGAAGGUAGACAAGCGAAGUCGAACGUGACGCGGGUCCCGAUCGGCUACGGGUCUCCGAUCCCGUUUCCUUUGAUUUUGCGACCCCGCCCUCCUCGCAGCCCUCCACGACCCACAUUUUUCAGGAGGCUCCGCCCGAUACCAAGGGAGCUCUAUCAGAUCGAGAUAUCGCGAUGCAGCGCCGUUACCGCGGGCAUAACCGGAUCGCGUUAUUAACAGAUAAAAAUGCAGUUAAAAACUAUUGCUCCGGGCAGCAGCAGAGCAGCGUCGGUCUCAUCCGGAACGGUGCAUCGAGCGAAGAAGCUGCCGCCGAGUUCUCCCGCGUCCGUCGUAGCGACCUCAGGUAAAUGAGGUCUUAUCGCACGGUCCUUUUCCCCGGCGAGGUCUGAAGGGUCUGAAAAAGGUCGCGCUGUGUAUCGGGUCCUUUCUUAUCCCAGGACUUUCUCCGCUUAUCCGCCAUCGUUCUCCGCGGACAAACUGCAUCGGCCGCGAUAAAUAAACUCGGGCCGGGUCGGGUCGGACCGGGUCGGGAAGAGCUCCGCCCGAGGUGCGGGAAGCAUCGUCUCGCGAAGUGUGCCGGUGUCGCCGAUGAGCCAGCGUCGUCGUCCGUGUGUUCGCCAGCGGAAUUCUCGUGCUCGCCAGUGGAAUUCCAACGGCGCGGAGUUUCACCGCGCUUGAUCCGCGGUCACGGAAUCCCCCGUUACCGAGUGGAAGCCAGCAGGAACGGCAGGAAGGAAGGAAGGAAGGAAGACAGGAAGGAAGAAGGAAGCUCCACGGAGGAGGCGUUAUUAAAGUUUCCCCCUCACCCACCCCUACCCUGCUGAUCCGCGCGCGUGUUACGCCCGCGUUUACGUGGCCCGGGGCGAAAACUAUGAGGCACGAUGAGCGGGCCAAGAAUCGGUGGGCCACCGUGCGAGAAAAUGCUGGACCUCUGCCAGGAGCACCGUCACGGUUGGACUGUGUUGCUGCUGGUGUAUUUGGGCAUCUGCGCCUCACUGCCUGUCACGAUUUUCUCCGCCCCGGUGCAGGUCCGUGAGAUAUCGAAGGAGGGCUCGCAGCGUCGGCCGAACGAUGCCGGGAACGACUCGAUCGACGGAGAUCUGCCGAUGUUCGAGCCAACUGCGGCGAAUGUCAGCGCAUUUGUCGGCCAGACGGUCUACCUGCCAUGCCGGGUGCGGAAUCUUGGAGACAAAGUGCGUCGGCGGAGGAGAAAUCGCGGGGCGUAGGCGAACCUAUCGUCGAGCGGCAUCCAGCCAAUACCCUGGAAGCUUUAUGAACGAUUCGACUCGUAUUUCCGACAGAAAGUACAUCACCGUGGACGUUCUCCGCGGCGAAAACAACGCGGGAACAAGCACGAAGGAAAUAUGAAAGGUACGCCCGAUCGAGCAACGAUGUUUCAUAACUCAUGAGGACGACGUUGCUGAAAAGAAUCGUCAGGAGUAUCGUUCCUAAGUGGCCCGUGAAAUUUCUGC